CGGUCGUUCCCGAAUCAAUCCGCGGGCCGCAGCUCCGGCGGCGGAGUCAAACCGUGAGCUCGGCUCUGGCGGCGGCAGCGCUGCCCGCGGAGAGAGGGGGGCCGGCCCCGGCGCGCGCCGAUAGGCUGCGCGCUCCGAGGCUGGCUCCGCCCGCGGGUCUGUGUGGAGCUGUUCAGCGCCCAGGUGCUGAGUCUCCCGCUCGCUCAGGGAGGCUUCGGUUCUGCUGCUCUUUCCCCGGGACGCUGCCACGGGCUGCGAUGGGACUAGUAUCAAAUCGCCUCCGCCGCCUCCUGCAGGCACAGUGAGUGACUCCAGCCGCCCCUCAGCCCCGGAGGGUUGGAUGCGGCAGCCUCAGCGCCCCACUUGCUUGGGCGGGGGGGGGGGACACCCCAGGUGAAGAAAUUUUCAGAUACACAUACAGAAGCAGCAAGGAUUGAAUGAAAAUCUGAAACAGAAAGAACCAACUAUACACAUUCUUUUCCAGGUUUUUCAUCUGCCCCAUCUGCGAUUCAUUAUGGUACCUUGCAGUGAGCAAUGACCUCCUCUGAAGACUAUAGGUGCCAAAAAGAGAGAGACAGUGGCCUUGUUUCCCUCGUACUUGACAAAGUGAAAUGGUGCUCUUAAGGUGAUAAGUGUUUACUACACUUGCAAACCCAAACUGUUGGCUGGACAAUUUUUCCCUGACCUCCACCGCAGUGUUCUGAUGGACGGUUGACGGUGACAUCAUGUAGUAGUCCCUGAAGUGUUGUCAUAACUGAGUUGCAAUGGUUUUAUACACUUCCCCAUUUCCCAACAGCUUUCUAUCAGUUCUGCAUUCCUUUUCCUGGGGCCUGAUUUUCCCAUGUUAUUGGUUUGCAGAUAGGCUUGUGGCCUCCUUUGUUCCUACCACCUAUGAGAAACGUCAAAGGGCAGAUGAUCCAUGCUACUUUCAAGCACUCUGCAUCAUUAUUACCACUCCCAUCUACUUGGCACUUCUGGUGGCAUCUCUUCCUUUUGCCCUGAUUGGCUUCUUGUUAUGGUCACCUCUCCAGUCAGCUAGAAGGCCAUAUAUCUACUCCAGGCUAGAAGACAAGAGCCAGGUCAAUGGAGCUACACUACUUACUGAAUGGAAAGCUACAGGCAAUGGGAAAAGCUUCUGCUUUGGUAGUGCCAAUGUUUGUCUGCUACCAGACUCUCUGGCAAGAUUUAACAAUGUGUUCAACACACAGGCACGGGCUAGAGAAAUUGGGCGGAGAAUCAGAAAUGGGGCAAGCAGACCACAGAUAAAAAUAUAUAUAGAUUCCCCCACUAACACAUCCAUCAGUGCAGCCAGUUUCAGCAGCUUGGUCUCUCCCCAAGUUGGAGAUAGCACUAAUCGUGCUGUCAAUGUAGGCAUCAAAAGGACAUCAUCUAUGGAGUACAAAGGAGACAAUUCUGGCUCAAAUAACAGUGAGGAUAGCAGAGAUGCUAAAACUGGAGGGGAACUAAAUGAGGGAGAGGACAACAACACAUGUAUCGUGCGCAUAAGUGGGGAGGAUAAUGGCCACAUUUCAGACCCAGAAGCGGAUGCCAUUAGUGGCCAGGCUCAUAUUAGUAGCCCAGCAGAACACUCAUUGGAAGGUGAAAGAGAGAGCCCAAAGGGUCAAAUACCCAACCAUAAACAGAAAGAAGGAGAUUCUGGGAGUUUAGACAGCUACACUGCCUCACGAGAGUCCCUGGUUAAGGUUCGCAUUGGAGAUGGAACAGUGGACCAAAGUAACAUCAACAACAAGCUCCUUUACAAAGCUUCGGUCAUGAAGAAGACCUCUGUGAGGAAAAAGAAGCAUAUGGAUGAAAUCUUUGACCAUGAGAUCUCUGCUUUCUUCCCUGCCAACUUGGACUUCCUGUGUUUGCAGGAAGUGUUUGACAAAAGAGCAGCAGAGAAGUUGAAACAGCAGCUCCAUCACUAUUUUGAAUACAUUCUAUAUGAUGUUGGGGUCUAUGGCUGCCAUGGCUGCUGUAGCUUUAAGUUUGUUAACAGUGGCCUGCUUUUUGCCAGCCGCUACCCAGUUAUGGAUGCUGCCUAUCACUGUUACCCCAAUGGAAAAGGAACGGACUCCUUGGCUUCCAAGGGGGCCUUGUUUCUCAAGGUGCAAGUGGGAAAUACACCUCAGGACCAAAGAAUUGUGGGAUACAUUUCUUGCACUCAUUUGCAAGCUCUGGCAGGAGACACUACUGUUCGAUGUGAGCAACUUGAUCUGCUUCAAGAUUGGCUGGCUGAUUUCCGAAAAUCUACCUCCUCCUCCAGCACAGCCAAUCCAGAGGAGCUGGUGGCUUUUGAUGUGAUCUGUGGAGACCUCAACUUUGACAACUGCUCAUCUGAGGACAAGCUGGAGCAGCAGCACUCCCUGUUUACACGCUACAAAGAUCCAUGCCGGCUUGGUCCUGGGGAGGAAAAAUCAUGGGCAAUUGGUACCUUGUUAGAUCCUGAAGGAUUGUAUGACGAAGAAGUGUGCACUCCAGAUAACCUACAGAAGGUGCUGGAAAGUGAAGAAGGGAGGAAAGGAUACAUGGUCUAUCCCACCAGCAAGAACCAUAGUUCAAGUCAAAAGGGGAGGAAGGCAUCACUAAAAGGCAGUGGGAGGAGGAUUGACUACAUGCUUUACACAGAAGACGGUGUCUACCUGGAAUGGAAAGUGGAAGUGGAAGAGUUCAACUUUAUUACACAGUUAGCAGGUUUGACAGACCACCUGCCAGUUGCUAUGCGUCUGAUGGUAUCUACAGGGGAAGAGGAUUCUUAAAACUGACCAGUUUAGACAGAAGAUUAGAAGAGGGAAGUUUCAGUUUAUGACUUAUAUCAGAGGAUAGGAAAGAACUUUUCUGGUGCCACGUUAGAAAAGAUUACUAGACCUGACCCAGGCUACCCCCCACAACUCAACUGGCUUUCAAGUUCCUCUCAGAAUGUACCAGCAUUGGAGGAUAUAAAGGGAAGAAAUUGUGUGGGUUGGGACCAAUAACAAACCACUGUCACAAGUUGGUCAGGCAACAGGGCAGGGCUGUAUCUCAACGCUUUCACUGUGGACUGUAAGGAACCAAGAUGGAAGUCCUUAUUCCUUUUGAACCAGUGCCAUUCUUACUAAACCAUGUUUUUAUACUAAUAUAUAGCACAAUUUAGUUUGUAAUCCGUCUGUGAGUUAGUGCUGCUCAAUGGAUUUUUGCAUAAUAUCUUUGUAAAACUAAGCUAAAGCUUUUUUUUUCUUUUCUUUUUCCAAGCCUGUUAAUGUCGUAGUAGCAUGCCUGCAUCAGUAGCAUGCGCCCGCAUUGCAUGCCACUCUAAGAUAGUAGUCAUUAAGAUACCAUGGGGAAAUAAGACUAGAAAUGGGAAUUCAAAAUCAGAAACUAGCCAAAGAAAAGCAUUCUGGGACUGGCUAAACAUUUUCCAACCAACUUGAUGGGCUUCAAAACAAAAAUCUGUAUCCAAUUGGCAAAUAAGAAUCUUACUUUUUCAGAGUCCUCCAUUUAAGGAUUAUGAUUAAAAAUCAGACAUUAAAGUUUAAGAAUCCAGUCCUGCAAUCCUUACUCCAACUAUAUUCCCAUUAAAAUCAACAAGAGUUUUGCCUGAGUAACAGCUCCAGAAUAGAGCCCAAAGUUUGCUAUUCACAGGAUAUCACUUUUACUUUAAAAAGGGGACCAUAUUCUCUCUCAAUGUCAUAGGCUUCCUUUCCCACAUUUAGGGCAGUUCUGAUUUACAGUAUACGGUAACAGAAUAUUAUGGUCAUUUUGAAUAGAUUCACGUGGUACCAUUGAUAAUACCAGAGUCAAUUCACUGCCCUGACUGGAUACAAUGAAUAAGGAAGGCUUGUAACAAACAUGUGAGACAUAGGGAAAACAAAAGACGCGACUAUUUCAGAGAACAGAUGAAGAAAGCAGAGUGUGAUUGACAAAAGACUGGUUAGGACUCUGAUUUUCAAAGUAACAAAAAGUGGCGGCGGAAGAAAGAAAGAAUGGGGAAUUGAAAUGUGAAGACUUUUGUAAAGGAGAACUCUCCUCCUGAACUGAAAAUAAUUUUUAAUGUAUGGAACAAAACCCUGCAUUCUUUGUGCCCUCAGUCUUCGAGACUUGGCCAGUUAAUUUGUAUAUUUUUGGUGGUGGUUUUCUCUUUCCACUGCACAAACAUGUACAUCAGCCCCUCCGUUAGCAGCGAGUUCUCUCUUUAUUGUCCUAUCCCAGUACCCUACCCUUUUCCCCUCCCUUCCUCCCCUACUCGUAAUUAAAAAGGGGAUUCAUAUCUGAGCUUCUUGGCCCUUUGUCCAUUUAGGGAUGUAAAAUGGGGCACGAGCAAAGGAGGGGAUGGAAGCAAAGGCGAACACCACACUGAAGAAAUAGGCUUUUGUUCCUAGGGAGAAGAGUAUCCUACUCAAAAGGAUACCUCUGGGCCCACACAAUCCACUAAUUACCUGUUGCUCUUUAAUCCAAGCCAUUGCUCUGUUUUUACAGUGUUUUCCCUAUUCUCUACUAUAUAUAUAUAUAUAUAUAUAUAAGUUUUUAAAGGAAAAAUAAAUAUUGAAUUUACAUCUCAUCUGGGCCCAAACAUGCACCAGUUUGAACAAUUUUUAGCCAACCUGAUACAAACAUCCUUGUGAAUACUUAUUGUGCUUCAGUUUAAACCUGCUACAGACUUAAACGAAACUGAAAUAAGCCUGUUUAAAACAGAAAUGAGUGCAUGCAGAUUCUUGCAUCAGUUUAACUACCUAAAUUUAAAAACCAAACACUCAGUUAAACCUGUGUCACUCUGCAUGCAGAGAAGCCCUUAGUGUUAAUGAAAGAAACAGACGGAUAUCACUGGCUAGAGCCAGGCAGGUGCUAGCAAGUUUUCUCCCUCACACUGCUUUGCCAUUGCACCUCAAUCUUGACCCGUCACAUCCCUCAUUUUCCAGUUCUGGGCUCCUUUGAACACAUACUGCCUCUCACAACUGAAUUGUGCCAAACUGCAUGGGGGUUUGUGACAUACAACAAAUGGAGACUAGACAGAGACCAAAUUUAGCCCCCCUUUUGGUCUAAACAAGAAUUGAAACCAAGUGCCAAGAGGUAGAAGUCUGAAGCACUAAUUAUUUCUCUCCGUAUACAGAGUGUGUGUGCACAGUUUCCUGCUUUCUUAGCUCUGCAGUUAACUUAGAAAGACUUUGAAAAAAAUGCUCGUAAUCCUAUUUUCUAUCUUGCUUGUAUUUUAUUAACGUUUUUAAGAAAAAAAACAACAGUACCAAUGGCAAUUUGUGUACUGCCCAGCAGCUAUGCUGCCAUAUUGCUAUCAGUAGUAGAACUAAAUCUGAGGUUCAGUAUUUUUAAUAGCUUUCCUAACAGUGUAAAUUAGUUUGAUAUCAAAUUCACUGAGUAUCAGUUACAGUUGCUGAAUUUAUUGACACAGUGUGGGAUGUAAACAUAAACAAUUACUGCCAAACAAUGUUAUGCUAUUUACAGUAAAAACUAAUGAUGUCUAAAUUACUUUCAGUUUAGUUCUGUGAAGUCAUGCUGACUCUAAAACACAGGCACUUUCCUUGCCCUUUUGGGAUAUGAUGAGAGAUCUUUUCAAUUUUGAAAUAAGCAGUUUCUUAGAUUUUGACGUUCUUAAUUUUUCAGUGCUCUCUGUUUUUAAUUGUUGAUUAAUGGAUAGUUGUAAAACAGUCUCUAUUUAAAACAAAACAAAACACACCAACUAACCAGUAUAGUUAGUUGUUACUAAUCUUACAGAUCUAACUUUGCAAGAGGAUGAUGCUGGGAGGUACAGUAUUGUGACUCCAUUGUACAAAUGCUCUUUGCUUUAUUGCAUCGAUCCUGUGCCUUCUGAUGCCUUGAUACACUUGAAGGAUUUAGAAAUACAUUUAGAAGAUUGUAGAACACACACUUCGCACUCCAGAGGACAGUGUGCCAUGUGAAAGAGGAACAGAAACCAUUUUCUCCACACUGACUCAAAAAGAACCACUCAGUAAUUCUGUUGGCAGAAUAUUGAUCCAAAAAGGCCUUAGAACCCAGGUCAUGUGAUGGGAUAUUUUUAUUUUCCUUACUUUUUUUAAAAAAUAACUACCACAGGAAAUUAAGAUGCAAGCAAUUCUUCUAAAAUAAAUUCCAGCCUGAUUAAGGACAGCAUGACUAGCCCCAUUAGCAAUAUAUGAUUUACAAAGGGUUUGAGUUAAACUUUCAAGAGCUACUCACCCUAUUGGGCAUAGGAACUUCAGGUAUCUCCAAAGAGUGGGUGAUAAUACUUCUUUGUGUUUAAUAAUGUAGCAUCAUUGAACAUCAGUACUAUUUCUUUAUGGGAUGACUAUGGACAUUUUAGCAGAAGUGUCACCUCAUGGCUUUUUAAAAAGACAUAAUACACACAUGCCCUGAAGCUUCAACUUCUGCUUUUAUUACACUCAAUUCUCAUUUUACAAGUAAUUUCAGAAGAACAGGAGAAAGUUUAUACACAUUUAAGGAACAAAGGAUAGCAUUUUAAAAAAGGCCUAAGGGUGUUAGGCACCCAAAUCCUAUUGGCUUUCAAUGGGAGAUGGAUGCCUAACUCCCUUAGGCCUUCGAAAAUGCAAGCCCAAAAGAACAGUCUCUAGCCUUUCGGGGCUCGUUCAGAUCUGGUUAAUCUGUGCAUUAUUUGUUUGCCUGCCUGGGGCUCUGAAAGGCAUCACUGGACUAUAUGCGAUCAAAUGAGAUACCGUGCUACAGCCUGCAUCAAGCACUGAGGAAGAGUGCUUGUGACAUUAUGGCUGAAUUCCACAUAGUGUAAUGUUAUACUUAUGACAGUUAUAUUUUGGCUAAUGUAUUCUGAUGGAGUUGGCAUAGUAUGUAGUUAGACUCAGAAAUGGGCUGCUCAAUAAAGGUGACCUAAUAAAGGUGAAUUGUACUCAAUAUUGGCUUCAAGAAGAACUGCAGGUACUCUGCAUCCUGCUGAACUGAGAUCUGCAUCUGCGGUUACUUUGAGGAGAGGAUGUUGCCUAAUAAAAAUUCUCUUUUACACCUCACUGCAAUAUCUUGUCCCAGUAGUUGUGACAGCCAGUCCCUGACUCCUACCUGUUGGAUAAAGCAUGAAAAUUUACAAUGGGGCCUGCAAUUAUUUUUCUUUAAAAAAAAAUUAUUUUUUUUUAAAUUGCACUUGUCCAGUGAUUCAAAUUAAACAGAUCUGACUGUCCUCAGAUUAAUAUGAGCAGCUCUCAGGCCACUUUUGGUUGGCCUGAGUUCAGCCCAGCUCAGAAAGUUAUUUUUUCCACUCUCCUUCUGGGUCAAGAGGGAUGAGAGAAGAGGAA
Molecule: messenger RNA, 7250 nt
Organism: Chelonia mydas (Green sea turtle)
Lineage: Eukaryota; Metazoa; Chordata; Testudines; Cheloniidae
Gene: SMPD3
Product: sphingomyelin phosphodiesterase 3
Exons: 9
Coding region: 765-2759 (664 amino acids)
Biological process (GO): sphingomyelin metabolic process
Cellular component (GO): cytoplasm; extracellular region
Molecular function (GO): sphingomyelin phosphodiesterase activity
Source: RefSeq, a predicted model, not a curated record